AUGCCGUCUAAAAUACUAAAUAUACCUGGAGAAGGGCUGAAUGAUUUGUUGUCCAACGCUGUAAAUUUAGGUCAGCGUCUAGGGUUGGGGGAUAUUCCGUUCUUUGAUCGAGAAACUAAACUUCUUAACAAUAUUCUUCAAGAACAUCAGGUUGCACUGUUACGUCUUCAGCAUGAAGUUGAAGCUGCCGAUGAGGAAGCUGCAAGCUAUGAGACCCAUAUUAUAUCAGUUAAAGAAGCUACUCAUCGUAAUACAGAUAUUCUUAUGGCGAAGCGCCACGAGGUUGAACAAGAGAAAGCUCUUCUUAAAACAGCUGAAAUUUUGAGGGGAAGAUACAGACGUGAUAUAAAACUGUGCUCUGAAACUGUUGAACGAAUACAAGCUAACAUUGAACGGCUUGAAACCAAGAUGAAGGACUACAACGAAGCUAUCAGGCAUGCUAUGCCCAGAUAA
Eurytemora carolleeae is the source of this 453-nucleotide messenger RNA. RefSeq lists its product as uncharacterized. Lineage: Eukaryota; Metazoa; Arthropoda; Copepoda; Calanoida; Temoridae. The transcript is spliced from 5 exons. The record is from RefSeq and is a predicted model, not a curated record. Bases 1 to 453 code for a protein of 150 amino acids.